This is a messenger RNA of Chanos chanos (milkfish), 1056 nucleotides long. RefSeq names its product T-cell surface glycoprotein CD1b1-like. Bases 1 to 1056 code for a protein of 351 amino acids. Gene Ontology annotation, cellular component: external side of plasma membrane. The transcript has 6 exons. NCBI's taxonomy places the organism in Eukaryota, Metazoa, Chordata, Actinopteri, Gonorynchiformes, Chanidae. The record is from RefSeq and is a predicted model, not a curated record. Gene Ontology annotation, biological process: immune response.
AUGACUGAAAUUCUUCCUCGUCUGUUUACAGGUUCUCACUCUAUGUGGGCAUUGGCCACAUUCAUUGUUGGAGAGACACCAUUUCCAGAAUUUACUUCAGUGCUGAUGUUGGAUGACAUUGUUCUGGGGUGUUACAAUUCAGACAUGGGGAAGUUCAUAUUCCGAUUUGGCAAUAAUCCAGAACCUGAACCCCCUGAUCAAGAUGCGGCCAGGUUAUUGUAUGGGGCAUUACACAGUGAAAUGAGGGAUCGGACGUUAUUUCUGAUGCGUCACUUUAACCACACAGAUGGAAUUCACGUGGAGCAGAGAGUAGAUGGCUGUACACUGGAAAACAAUGAGCCAGGACAAAUUAUGCUAAUGAAGGAUGCUUUCAAUGGCCUGAAUGGAUUUGAGAUGGAUUUUAACAUGCAGCAGAAAACUCUCCACUCAGAAUCAAACUGGCCUAUAAUGUGGGGGAAAGUACAGAUAGAACACAGCAAACGGGUUUAUGAAAAGAUUUUACACCCUUUCUGUACUCUUACACUGAGGAGAGCACUGAUAGGUACAAAGUAUUACGUGAGGAGAAAAGUUAAGCCUAGAGUCAGGCUCAUCAAGAAGACUAUCAGAGACUCUGGGGGGAUUCAGGUGACAUGUCUAGCUACUGGUUUUUACCCUCGUCACAUCAACCUGACUCUGUUCAGAGAUGGUCAGCCUGUGUCUGAAGACCAGAUCACUGGAGGGAUACUGUUGCCUAAUGGAGAUGACACCUACCAGAUGAGGAAGAGUGUGGAUGUCAGUGCAGAGGAGCUAAGAGUGAAGCGAAACUACACUUGUAUAGCCACUCACCUAAGUCUGGACAACAAGCUGGACAUCAGUUUUGAAUAUGAGCCUGGCCCACCCAUUGCAUCCAUAGUGUCUUCUGUGCUUGUGGUGCUAUUGGUGUGUCUAAUUGUACUCACGGUAGCCAUCAUCAAAUGGAGGAGAAGACACACUGGUUCCCAGUCAUCCCUUCAGUCUGAAUACACUGCAGCUUCAAGCACAGAAGAACAGGAGACCCCUGCUGAUGCUACAUCUUAA